Molecule: messenger RNA, 1892 nt
Organism: Malania oleifera
Lineage: Eukaryota; Viridiplantae; Streptophyta; Magnoliopsida; Santalales; Ximeniaceae
Product: probable beta-1,3-galactosyltransferase 2
Exons: 12
Coding region: 519-1892 (457 amino acids)
Cellular component (GO): Golgi membrane
Molecular function (GO): hexosyltransferase activity
Source: RefSeq, a predicted model, not a curated record
UGAGAUUAGGGCACAAAAUGUUUAGGGCUCAAACCGUUUCUCUUUCUCCCCAAAGAAGGAUAACAUUUUUUAUUUUGAAUUAGUUUUAAAACCGAAUUCAGCGGGAAAAAGGGCCAGCGUGCGUCUCCUGCUCGUGGGCCCCGAUCCACGUGGCAUAUGAUUAUUGGUCGGGUGCACCAGUCACCUUAGAGACCGGUGCACCGGAGAAUGUUGUUGUCAUGAAGGAGGUAUUUGUUACUGUUAGCCUUCAUUCAUUUCACGAGGAAGAAAACUAUUGUUGUCAUAGACGUUAUUCAUUGGGGUUCAUUCAUUUGGCGAGGUACGUUUGUUGAACGGGACAGUUUCAGUAACUUCAAAUACUUAGGGAGCAGGGAGGAUCCUCCUCCUCGCCUCACUCACUGCCCAGCAGUACUGCCUCUCCUGCGGAAGCGCAUUCUGUAAAUUUCUUCUCUGCGGGGUUGGCCAUCUACAGAGAAUCCCAAUUGUGUUCUUUCAAUUGGGUUCUUGUCUUCUCUGAUAUGGGAGAAGACAAGAACAAAAUGUCUGUAAAGAGCAGAGUGGGAGAGGCGCCUUCAAAGAUCAGUGUACCCAGGAACUGGGCUCUUCUGCUUUGCGUAGCUAGUUUCUGCUUUGGAAUCUUGUUCACCAACAGGAUAUCAAGGAUGCCUGAGCCUAAAGAUACAGCAGCGACAGUUGGGGUCAAGGAUGAAAGGAUAAACUUACUUUCUGAGGAUCAUGAUCAGGAGCUUAAGGCUGUAAAGCAGGAAUCUAGUGGCAUUCUUGGGGAUGUUUCAAACACCCAUCAUGAUAUCCAAACACUGGAUAAAACAAUUUCAAACCUGGAAGUGGAACUAGCUGCUGCAAAGGCAGCUCAUGAAUCUAUGUCAAAUGGUCCUCCUCUGACAGAAAACCUGCAGAAAUCUGAGUCAACAACUAAAAGAAAAUAUCUAAUGGUUGUAGGAAUUAAUACAGCUUUUACCAGCCGGAGACGAAGAGAUUCAGUUCGGGCAACUUGGAUGCCACAAGGGGAGAAAAGAAAGAAGCUGGAGGAAGAGAGGGGCAUUCUCAUUCGCUUUGUCAUUGGUCACAGCAGUUCAAAAGCUGAUGGUAUUCUUGAUAAAGCCAUAGAAUCAGAGCACAGCAAAUAUGGAGACUUCUUAAGGCUGGAACAUAUUGAAGGCUACCUGGAAUUGUCAGCCAAGACAAGGACAUACUUUGCCACAGCUGUUGCCUUGUGGGAUGCAGACUUCUAUGUGAAAGUUGAUGAUGAUAUUCAUGUAAAUAUAGCUACACUUGGAAUGACUUUAUUAAGACAUCGUUCAAAACCUCGCGUUUAUAUUGGUUGCAUGAAGUCUGGUCCUGUCCUUCAUAAAAAGGGAGUGAAAUACCAUGAACCUGAGUAUUGGAAAUUUGGGGAAGAAGGAAACAAGUAUUUCCGCCAUGCGACUGGGCAAUUAUAUGCUAUUUCAAAAGAUUUGGCUACUUACAUAUCAAUUAACCAGCAAUUGCUGCACAAGUAUGCUAAUGAAGAUGUUUCUUUGGGAGCUUGGUUUAUUGGAUUAGAUGUGGAACAUGUUGAUGAUAGAAGACUUUGUUGUGGCACCCCACCUGAUUGUGAAUGGAAGGCUCAGGCUGGCAACAUCUGUAUUGCUUCAUUUGAUUGGAGAUGCAGUGGAAUUUGCAAGUCCGUUGAGAGGAUGAAGUUCGUUCACCAGCGGUGUGCAGGUUAUUUUGCUUUGGAGAAUGGCUUAGGCUUCUUCUUCAUGGUUGAUAGGGUGGUGAGAUUGAAUAUGGUUCAUGGUGGUGUCUGGUGCAACUAUAGUGAAGACAUGGAGAUCGGUACGUCUCUUGGAGUGAGUCCUGUAGUUUUACUUCAUAAGAAUACGCUGUAA